AUGGAGAAAAAAUCGCAAACACAAAAAGCUAAGGGAACUACCACAUCAACAGUUACUAAAACUGAGAAAAAAGGAAAAGCUGAUUUUGAGUGUCCAGUCUGUCUCGAAAUCAUUGCAGAACCAGUAAUGACACCUUGCAAGCAUUUAUUCUGUUUAUCUUGCCAAAAGUAACUGAUUCAGGUGAAUGCAACCUGUCCAAUGUGCAGAAGAUAAUUUGAUGAAUAGUUCGUUCCCAAAGUAGAUUUAGAAACCUAGCAGUAAAUAGAAUAACUAUUCCCAGCAGAUUUUGCUGAAAGAAAAAGUCAAUUGAUAUCAGCAGGAUUAUGGCGAGGCAAUAAAGUCGCAAUCAAAUUUAGCUUUGGGAAUUUGCAUGAAGAAGUUAAGAACCCUAAGCCUGCAAAUAGUGACAAUACUAAGGUAAACUGCCAUAGGUGGAUUAUGUAUGUAGCUCUUUCAAACGAAUAAGAUAAGGAAAAAGUAGGAAGAUUUAUUUAAAGUGUGACCUAUCACUUACAUCCAACAUUUAAGCCUAGCGUAAUCAAAGUUAGUGAGCCACCUUUCCUAAUAUCAAGAAUUGGAUGGGGUUACUUUGAAAUACAUAUGGAAAUAGUAUUCAAGAAGUGGACUGGCAUUGCAAAAAUGGAAUUGGAUCACAUGCUAUGUUUUGACGGUAAAGGAAAAUAAGAGGCAUUCAUUAUAGAGCUUGAGAGUGAAGAGCCCCCUGCAGGAUCAGAAGAGAAUUAAUUAGCUAAAAGAUUCGAAAAAUCAGUAAAUGUUUGA
Messenger RNA from Stylonychia lemnae, 780 nucleotides. NCBI's taxonomy places the organism in Eukaryota, Ciliophora, Spirotrichea, Sporadotrichida, Oxytrichidae. The record is from the annotation of a GenBank genome assembly.